UCGAAGUGCAUCUCAGAUAUGUCCCCAUCGCCUGAAAGCAGUGGAGUGCACACCUCUUGGAACCAGGACUCAUCAGGCAUUCAGCACGUCCUUCAGAGUCCACAGCUGGAGAGGAUGCCCUUGGCUUCUGCUCAGGAGCCCAGGCAGAAUGCAGAUGAAAUGGGGCCACAGUUCAGUGUGUUGUUGCCUGAGUGUAGUGUGAACUAUUGCCCCCAAGUGACUCUCCCUCCUUCCCAAAUGAUUUACUGUCAGACAAUGUCUCCCUAUCAACCAGGAAUGAUGAUUUUCAACAGGUCCCAGAUGAUGUCCUUUGGAGAGCCCAAUAUUCCAGGGAUGGCCAUGAACUUCAGUGGGAAUCUGAGCAUGCCCCCCAAUGGGCCACCAGUCGCAAUGCCCCACAUCAGGACACCAACAAUGCAUUAUUCUGACCACCCUACAGUACUUUCUAAUAGCGACUCUUUAACACCUAAAAUGUUAUUGCCUGCCACUAUGCCUUCUGCUGGGGGCCAGGCUGGGUUCCCCUCUUUGGCUCAGAUGUUACCCCCUAGAGAUCCCCACAAUGGUGGAAUGCCCCCAGAUGGCUCCCCGUCAUUGCUGACUUUAGAAUCCCAGGACUCUUUUGUUAGCCAGCCAGCCUCCCAGGAAGGCCCCUUCCUACCCGAGCAGCCUAUACCUGUGCCACAAAGAGCAGAGCAGAAUUGUGGGGCCUCAGAAAGGGCUUACAGGAGCAGAUCCCAGGUUGCAAGGCCUUACUGCUGCCAGUAUGAGAACUGUGGGAAAGCUUACACCAAGCGCUCCCACCUCCUGAGUCACCAACGCAAACACACGGGUGAGAGGCCCUAUAAAUGUCAGUGGGAAGGUUGUACGUGGUCUUUCUUCCGUUCCGAUGAGCUUGGACGACAUAUGCGGAUACACACCAGAUACCGGCCACACAGAUGUGAUCGGUGCGGCCGAGAGUUCAUGAGAUCUGACCAUCUCAAGCAACACCAAAGGACUCACCUGCGGGUGCCAGGAUCCCCCAAUCCACAGGCCAACGAUGAAGAGAGAGCUGGUCCUCCUGCUCCUGAUCUUUAGGUCAACCUCCUCUUCCCUUCAUUUUGGCUUCUCCACUCAGAUCCUGCUUCCCUCUGACCAGCUAAUCUUCUUAGUAGGUACAGGCUUAUUUGCAGACUGAGAAAGAUUGUGAGGCAGUGUUGAGUGAAGCCCAUAUGAGCUGGACCCCAUGAGGGACUCUUCAAAAACUGUCUUGGAUGCUCUUACCUCUUGGGGGCCACCUACUGUUGCUGAGCUUAGCUACAUGGAAAGAUGAAGUAAAAUAGAGAUUGGGAGCUUUAUUAAAAAGCUCUUUAUGUCACUCCCCAACUUGAAACUCUUCAAUGACUCUCCU
This is a messenger RNA of Myotis davidii, 1387 nucleotides long. RefSeq names its product Kruppel-like factor 17 (gene KLF17). Gene Ontology annotation, biological process: regulation of transcription by RNA polymerase II. NCBI's taxonomy places the organism in Eukaryota, Metazoa, Chordata, Mammalia, Chiroptera, Vespertilionidae. The transcript is spliced from 2 exons. The record is from RefSeq and is a predicted model, not a curated record. Bases 19 to 1074 code for a protein of 351 amino acids. Gene Ontology annotation, molecular function: DNA-binding transcription factor activity, RNA polymerase II-specific; RNA polymerase II cis-regulatory region sequence-specific DNA binding.